Messenger RNA from Xyrauchen texanus (razorback sucker), 1656 nucleotides. Its product is annotated as potassium voltage-gated channel subfamily A member 10-like. Lineage: Eukaryota; Metazoa; Chordata; Actinopteri; Cypriniformes; Catostomidae. Gene Ontology annotation, cellular component: voltage-gated potassium channel complex; membrane. Gene Ontology annotation, molecular function: delayed rectifier potassium channel activity; protein binding. The transcript has a single exon. The record is from RefSeq and is a predicted model, not a curated record. The coding region runs from base 22 to 1656 and encodes 544 amino acids. Gene Ontology annotation, biological process: potassium ion transmembrane transport; protein homooligomerization.
CCCAGGGAGGGGAGGGAGGCCAUGGAGGUUCCUCUAGUCAACUUCGAGAAUCUGGACGACAUCGGAAUCAACCUGGGAGAUCCAAGCGAUUCAGGAUAUCCAACUUCGCCCACCUCAGAUGGCCCAGAACCACACUCGCCCCAAAGAAGAAGGCAUUCCAGACACACACCAACCCUGAGCAAGAAAGGAACGUCAAGCUGCAACAGUCUGAUCUCCAACUGGAAGGUCCUGAUAAGCAGUGAAGGCACUCCCAACGAGGCUCUUUUGGGAAAAAUGGCCAAGGAUUGUUGUGAGGACAAUUUUGGGGAAAUGGAAAAACUUGAGGAGGGUGAACAAAAAGUGGUCAUCAAUGUCUCAGGGAUGAUGUACGAGACAACACUCAAAACCCUGAACCAGUUUCCAGACACCUUACUUGGGGACCCCAUGAGGCGGAUUGAUUAUUUCGACCCCAUGAAGAAUGAAUAUUUCUUUGAUCGUAACCGCCCCAGCUUUGAUGGAAUCCUCUAUUUCUAUCAGUCCGGGGGUAAGAUUCGGAGGCCAGCGAAUGUGCCAUUGGAUGUUUUUGCAGACGAGAUAGUGUUCUAUCGACUGGGGCAUGAGGUGAUGGAACAGUUCAGGGCAGAUGAAGGCUUUAUCAAAGAGCCUGAGCCUGAACUCCCAACCAAUGAGCUUCACCGCCAAUUCUGGCUCCUCUUUGAGUACCCAGAGAGCUCCAGUGCUGCCAGGUCAGUGGCCAUAGUGUCUGUUUUUGUCAUCACUAUAUCUAUUUGUAUCUUCUGCCUGGAGACACUCCCAGAAUUCCGUGAUGACCAUGAGUUGCAGCCUGCGAUCUUCAACUUAACCCGUGAUGCCAAUGGUACGCUCCUGUCCUCUACUCCUACCAAGACCCAUGUCUCGGUCUUUACUGACCCUUUUUUUGUGGUGGAGACCAUCUGUAUCAUCUGGUUCUGUUUUGAGCUUGGAGUACGCUUUGUGGUGUGCCCAAGCAAAAGUGAGUUUUUUAGCAAUAUGAUGAAUGUCAUUGACAUUGUUUCCAUUAUGCCCUACUUUAUUACCGUGAUAACAGAACUGAUGGCCUCCCAUGAAGAGGACCCUGCCGCCGGCCAGAAUAUGUCUCUGGCCACACUACGCGUUAUCAGACUAGUGAGAGUUUUCAGGAUUUUUAAGCUGUCACGCCAUUCUAAGGGCCUCCAGAUUCUAGGCCAAACCCUAAAGGCCAGCAUGAGGGAGCUAGGCUUGCUGAUUUUCUUCCUCUUUAUUGGCAUCAUCCUCUUCUCCAGUGCCAUUUACUUUGCUGAGGUUGACGAACCUACUACUCAGUUCGUGAGCAUCCCGGAGGGAUUCUGGUGGGCUGUGGUCACCAUGACGACGGUUGGCUAUGGUGAUAUGUGCCCAACCACAUUGGGCGGUAAGAUGGUUGGGAUACUCUGUGCCAUCGCUGGCGUGCUGACCAUUGCACUUCCUGUUCCCGUCAUCGUCUCCAACUUCAAUUACUUCUACCAUCGCGAAACAGAGCAGGCAGAGAAACUUGUAAUGGAUGCUGCUGCUGAGGCUGCAGCAAACCAGAAAAACAGUUUGGAGGAAAAGUAUGAAAGCAAUUACUCACUGGACAAGAGCAAUGGGAACUGGCAGACAGGGAAAAAUGGCAUUCCAUAA